This is a messenger RNA of Magallana angulata, 9853 nucleotides long. Its product is annotated as histone-lysine N-methyltransferase 2D-like. NCBI's taxonomy places the organism in Eukaryota, Metazoa, Mollusca, Bivalvia, Ostreida, Ostreidae. Gene Ontology annotation, molecular function: histone binding; histone H3K4 methyltransferase activity; transcription coactivator activity. Gene Ontology annotation, cellular component: nucleus; MLL3/4 complex. Gene Ontology annotation, biological process: positive regulation of transcription by RNA polymerase II. The transcript has 21 exons. The record is from RefSeq and is a predicted model, not a curated record. The coding region runs from base 374 to 7102 and encodes 2242 amino acids.
GGGAAGUAACAACAUUCGCUUCCUGUUCGAUGACCUAACAAUGUUUGAGCUUGAAACAUAAUGGAAUAGUAAAUGUGUGGAAACGAGCAAAGCACAAUGGACAAAUCAUUGAUGGCACAAUGUGAUUUGAUGAUAGGGAUUUAUAUUUAACCCAAAUGGAAAGCAAAAUGGACGGUAUAUUGCUGUUAUUUUGUGUUGAAAUAUAAACAACAUGGCCGCCGCGAUGGCGACAUUUCUUUGAAAUUUAUAUUUUCAUGGUAACGAUUCAUGAUUUAUAUGUGAAUGGAUAUAAGCGCGAAACAAAUGUAUUCACAAACUGCAUUGUCUAUAAUUGCAUCGUUGGAAUUAAUUGUAUUCGUAAAUUCGUUCAACAAUGGAAGAGGUCUUGCAAGUUUCCGAAUCUCAAGCUGUUCAGGAACCAACAAGUAAAAAUGGGUCAACGGAAAAAAGUGAGAAAGAGUCAAAUUUGGAGUUAAAAACACUCCAAGAAAGUAGCUCACAGGAAAAUGGUUGUCAUUUGAACAGCAAAAAAUCACCAGGAUGUGACACUAGUGAAAUAAAAAUGGAGGUAACAAAACCCACAGCAGAUUCAGCUGCUGUGGAAAUGCAGGGCAAAUCAAAACCACAUCAGAAUGGGCCAACAGAAAAAGAAAAACCUCCAGUUUCAUGUUCACACUCUGAAAGCCCUCUUAAAACUGAAAUGCAGGUAACACAGCCUGAAAAAAUUGUCCCCAAAAGUGAGAUUCAGCCAAUUAAAAGUGAAAGCUCAAAUUCAGUGUCUUCUAAGAAUGGAAAUGUGACUACUUGUGGCCCUUUUAUGAGUAGCAUUGAUGCUGUUAUAAAUUCUGUUGCUCACAAUAUACCCCCAGAUGAACCUAGUGAUCUUGAUUCAAAUAAUAGUGCUAAAGGUACAGCAGGUGAUUCUCGAGCUGUACAGAGUUAUGGUCAUUCAUCCCACUAUAUGCAUCAGACAAAUCCGAAACAAACUCAAGUUCCACAUACAAACUAUGGUGAUAGAACAGUAAAUCAACCAUACAAUCCUCAAAUGUAUCCUCACAUGAAGGGUCAAACAAUACCAGCUAGUGCAAAUUAUGGGAUUUCAAAUAAUCCUCAUCAUGCUAGUGCUUCUGAACAGCUAAGUAGUUUAGUGAAAUCUCAUGGUUUGGAUACUGGUAGUGAACAUACACCAAAUGAUCAACAGCCAUCAGGACAUCAUCCAGGUAUCAGGCCAGAGAUGCACCCGAAUAUUCCUCCUUCUUCAGUGUAUAAUCAUCAACCAAUGUACAGACCUAUGUUUGACCCAAAUUCAGGCAUGCCCAUGCACCCACCAGGACCUGGAGACAUGCAUCAGCAGAGGGCACCUAGUGCGCUUGUCAGACCACAUAAUGAAAUCCCAAGUAGCCAAGACACCAAACAGCCACGAAUUCCACAAAAAGGAGGAACAAAGCGGCAGCAGAGGCCACAUCAGCUUCAGCAAGAAAUACCACAGGGUAUGAGACCACGAAUGAUGCCUGACCAGUUCAACAGAGGUGUACGUCCCAUGUCCAUGAUUGAUCCAAGACUGAUGUCGACCUACUUUAGCCCAGAAAACAUAAGGAUGUUGCAAAUGCGGUACCCUGAUCCUCGUAUGAUGCCUCCACAGUUACUCCAACAAAUGCAGGUGUUUGCAAGAAUGCAUCAAGCACAGCAACAGGCCCAACAGCAGGCUGUCCGCGCAUCACACCCCCCUUCAUCCCAACCCACAGGUGUAAGUGUAGCUCCUGGCGGGCAACAACAACCUCAAGGGUUACCUUCCCAGUCUCAAGCCAGUAUGAUACCUAGUCAACCGAUGAGUGUUGAGGGCUCUCAACCAGCUAAUUCUUCUGCACAGAAACAACCACAUCAUCCCAUCCCCCCUCACCCAGGCCAGCCCUACCCGCAUGUUCCAUUGUCUCAUCAUCCACACGAACCAGGGAAACAGGGCCUAGGUCCUCAUGCUCAGGAGUUUGUGACUUCUAGAAGCAAUCCUAUGGACAUGAACUCAAACAGUACAAAUGGCACAGAGUUGCAGAGCCAGUCCGGAGUACAGACUGCACUUGCAUCAACAUCUGCCCCCCAUUUACCAAAUGAUGUUAUGAAUCGCCCCCUGUCUAGUGGUAGGCCUCCGUCUGCCGGUCGACCUCCUUCAGCAGGUAGGCCCCCAUCUGUAGGCAGGCCCCCAUCAGCAAAUAGACCUCCCUCGGUCGGUCGACCUACAUCUACUGAACCACCCCUUAACAGACCCCCCUCUGUGAGUCGUCCUCCAUCAAGUAACAGUCGUCCGCCCUCUGCUGAUCCCUCAAGCCGGCCUUCGUCAGUGAGUCGUAGUCCAUCUACCCCACAAUACGAGGCUGUUCCUCCUUUAUUUGGAUACCCUGUGUCCUCUUCAGAGUCAACAUAUUCUGGUACAGAUAAAUCCUCAGUUCCUACAACCAGUACUUUAUCCUCCCAAAUGGAAUCAGCUGCUAGUAUGCAGUCUUUUUCAACCUCAUCUAGUCAACCAUCACCUGCAACACCCACUGUAACACAAACACCUUACACUGGAGAGGCUUCUCAUGAGGGGGCUCCAGAGGGGGAACAACAGAAAACUGCCCAGAAGAGGUCUGCUGCACCGCCCCAUUCUUCCACUACAUCUGCUGCUCCUAACAUGCCUUCUCCAUUCGGACCUCCAACAUCCAUGGCACCUAUACCCCAGGGCUACGUACAGACACCAUUUGGCAUGCUGCCUCACCACUCUCCUGGGAUAACUCAAGGUGUGCCUUUCUCAGGAAUGGAUGGACAUAGGAUGAUGUCUCCACACAUGCGCAUGCCUGGGUUUCCAACCCAGGGGUUCCCAAUGCCACCUCACAUGCAGAGACUCCCCCCUCCCCACGGAGGCCCUCUGUCUCCUAACUCUAUGCAAGCUAUGGCUUCUCUAGCUCAAAGAAUGCAGGGUCCACCGGUCAGUGGUCAGAAUGUCCGACCAGGAAUGCCCCCCAAUUUGCCAGGGAUGGGACAACGUGGCAUGACUCCGGGAAUGCCCCCUGUCUCCAUGGAUGGUGCACAAGCAUACAAUUACAAUUAUAGAAUGCCAUUUGGUAUUGGUCCCCAUCAAAGACCCCCAGGAGGCCCCACACCUGAACAUCCUCCUAGAGGUCCUAGAGCUAAAGGACCACGCCCACCUCGUCCUAUGGCACCACUUCAUAUGCCUCCUAACAUGCCACCUAACUCGGAGCAUGGUCUGAUCUCCCCCGGACAAUCUAUGCCAGGAAUGAUGCCUGGUCAGCAUGGAAAUCUGCCGACAGAUCCCAACAUGCAAAGUGUACAUUCCCAGGGGCGUCCCCCUAGUAUAGGAACAGGACCGCAGCCCUCUCCCCUUGACAGCUCUUCACCUAGUCCCAAGGUACCGGCAACACCUCCAGCCAAUGUGGAUCAAGCCCACCUGGAUGAAAUGAUUCAAAAUACUCAAGUCAAACAUGAACCAAUAGACCCUAGCAUAAAAACAGAGAUGACUCAAGAACAACACAAUGCACUCUUAAAACAGCUUUUGGGAAAGAAUUUGAAGGUAAACCCAGAGGAUACUGAAGAUUCAGUUCCAUUAAUAUCGAAAUUGACACCAGAGCAACAGAAACAGUUAGAACUUAUUGAGAACAUGCCACUAGUGAUGGAACAUGAGGCCAAAACACCAGAAGAGAAGGAAAGAUUACUGGCUUUAACAGAACUAAAGAAGCAAGCUUACGAGCAGAGGAGGAAAGAAUAUGAACAACUGCGGAAGCAGAAGCGCAAGCAGCAGAAUGCUGAAAACAAGAAGAGAAAGCGGAAAGAGAAGGAAGCGGAGGCUGCCCUGAUGGUGGAUCCCAGUCAGCCUGCACCUCCUGCCAAGAAAAGGCCACGUAAAAAGAAGCCUGACUCCCUGGAGGAGGACCUUGAUGCCAAGGCCAGCCACUUCAUCCAGAUGCUGGGAACCCUCCCCACAGUCCCGCUGGAGGAACCCAGGGUGGGGAAUUUCUUCUCAGUUUUAAAUGUGCCUGGAAGUCCGAAUGUAAUCACAGGAGAAAACUGUCUGAAAGGAAAUUUUGGAAACAGUUAUCUGGAGGGUGUAGCUGACUUUUAUGGAAAUACUCUGUUACAUGGAUUGCAUCCUCUCGGGUCCUUUGUCCGAUUGCCCAAGCCACGAGAUAUUGAGUCCAGGAGACAAUUCAUUAGAGGGGGACAAGAAGAGAGCGGGCCAGAUCUUCACACUGACCAGCAGAGGUACCAUCUGAACUCGGACAGAUUGCCGAUUCCUGGUCCCCCAUUUGGAUUGCCUGGCCUGCCACCAUUCUUUGGCAGGGGAGAAAAACCUCCUGUUCCCUCUUUACCUCCAUCUCCACGCAUAGAACCAAGAUUGGAUUAUUUGAAGGGAAGUGAUAGCCCUUGCACAGUGAUUUCCUCCUCCUCACCCGAGCAUGAGUUUGGCGACUUGGAUGAGGAGUUCCCCAUGUUGAAACCCAUAGAGCCAGCCUCUGCUGCUGACGACAGAUCUUCACCCCUGGUUCCUAUCCUACAACCAGUUGCCGUCAAAUCAGUGCCAUUGAAGCUUAAGGAGGAACCGGCUAUCCAGAUGAAGUCGGAACCCAAAGACAAGGUCAAGGCCGUUACCGACACUGACCUCACACAGAAGAAACUGACUAUGUCUGAUAAACAUGAAAAUGGAAAACUGCCUCCCAACCUGUCAGCUUUAACAAGACCUUUCCAAAAUGCUAAUCUAAAUCAGGACAUUUCUGUAACUCUUACUCUGUCUGCUAAUGCUGCAGAUGACAUUGGAGGAGUCCUUUCUCAGAUUGCAGAGCUGCUAAAAAUAGCAGUGCCCCCUUCUUAUGAAGUUGGCAGUCGGAGUCCAUCACCUGAACAAGGGAAAAUCAACUCCAAACAUUUGGAGGAUAAGGUCAAUGUACAGAACCUGAUUAAAUCCAAAGCCAAGUUCUGUCGACUGUGUGAUUCCUUUGUAUAUGACUCAGGAUUCAGGAAAAGGAAAUGUGAUAUACCAUUCUUAGCAAAGGAGGAUUACUUUAGUAUCAAGGACUUUGAUGAUGAAGAAGUGACAUUUUGUACAGAGAAAUGCUAUACUAAAUUUGCCACGGUCUAUCAAGAAAUCAACAAGCCUCCCCCGGAGGACCCCAUGAGAAACUUGACCCUGUCAAAGCAUCACUCCUCAGACUUUAGUCCCAGAAGCUUAGGAAGUCACACUCCCACCACCCCCACCAAAAGUGACUCCACCCUCACUCUCACCCCCACCACACCUAACUCUGGGGGAGCCCUCACCCCAGUUCAGCCCAGUCCCCCAAUCAAAUCUCGCCUGGAGGAUAAAAUCAGCAAAAAGCAUCGAAGGACUGCCAGUAUUGAUGCCCCAGUUCCCAAGCCUCUUAUUAAGAAGCACAAGAACGUGAGGUAUAGGCGUUGGGAUCAAGCAUUUACUGACUCUCUGCCCCAGGAACCUGGAGUACCAGACAAAGAAAUACAGAAUCUGUGGAAAGCCCUUGGAACAAUCAUUGUGCCAAAGACUCUACCCGAGGACACCAGGAAGUGUUUGUUUUGUCAGCAGCAGGGGGAUGGGGAGACGGACGGCCCUGGGAGACUGCUGAACAUGGAUAUAGACAGCUAUGCCCAUCUGAACUGUGCCCUGUGGUCGUCGGAGGUGUACGAGACUCUGAAUGGGGCCCUGAUGAAUGUGGACAGUGCUUACAAGCGGGGGCUUAAGAUUGAGUGUACUGCUUGUGGCAUCAAGGGGGCCACAGUGGGUUGCUUUAACAAUCGGUGUCCAAAGUAUUAUCAUCUUGGUUGUGCUAAAAAAGUGGGAUGCAUGUUCUUUCAAGAUAAGACAAUCCUAUGUCCCUCCCAUGCUGCCAAACAAGGAGCAGAGAAUGUCCUGGAAUCACUGUCCGUCUUCAGGCGGGUCUAUAUCAACAGGAGCGAGGACAAACAAGUGGCAAAUAUGGUGCAUGGACAAGAGGAGGGACAUUACAUCCUGCGUAUUGGUUCCCUGACUCUACACAGUGUGGGACAGCUGCUACCUCACCAGUUACAGACCGGCAAAUUCCACACAAGGGACUGCAUCUAUCCUGUUGGGUAUAAAUCUAGUCGUUAUUACUGGAGCAUGAAACGGUUGAACAAGAGAUGCAGAUAUGUGUGCAGCAUCGUGGAUAAUGAGGGUCAGCCUGGCUUUAAGAUACGGAUUGUGGAGCCGGGAGAGGAAGAUGUUGUCCUAUUAGACGUUUCACCAAAAGCUGUGUGGAACAAAGUCCUGGAGCCACUGGAUAAACUCCGGCGGAAUGCAGAUUUGGUGAAAAUUUUCCCAUCCUUCACAAGUGGGGAGGAACUGUUUGGUUUAACAGAGCAAGCCAUUGUUAGAGUCCUUGAAUCACUUCCUGGCACAGAUCUGCUGACAAACUACAACUUUAAAUUCCCUCGCUCUCUGAGGAUUGAGAUGCCCCUGACUAUCAACCCCACAGGGUGUGCACGCACAGAGCCAAAACUGAGGACUCAUUUCAGAAAACCCCAUACCCUCCAAUCUGCCAACACCUCACGCUCCCUCCCUCAGACUGUGACAGGGGUCUCAGGAGAUAUCAAUUCUCCCUACAUGAAACAAUUUGUUCAUUCCAAGUCGGCACAGUAUAGGAAACUUAAGACCGAAUGGAGGACAAAUGUUUUUCUAGGGCGGUCCAGAAUCCAGGGUCUGGGAUUAUUUGCUGCCCGUGACUUGGAGAAACACACAAUGGUGAUUGAGUACAUUGGAUAUCUCAUCAGGAAUGAAGUGGCAAACAGAACAGAAGUUGUGUAUGAGGAGCAGAAUCGAGGAGUGUACAUGUUCCGCAUUGACAAUGAGACGGUAGUGGAUGCUACCAUGGCCGGCGGCCCUGCACGGUACAUCAACCACUCCUGUAAUCCCAACUGUGUGGCAGAGGUUGUACCAUUCGAUAAGGAGAGUAAGAUCAUCAUCAUCACUAACAGGCGCAUCCCAAGAGGGGAAGAGCUGACUUAUGACUACAAGUUUGACUUUGAGGAUGAGCAGCACAAGAUUCCUUGUUGUUGUGGAGCACCAGGCUGCAGGAAGUGGAUGAACUGACCAAAUAAACAAUCAGUCUCUGAAGACUAAUCAGUCACUUUAGCCAGUGAUGAUGUUCAGUGGAUGAACUGAAAAGUCAUUCCACCAACUGGAUCAUUGUGGUUCUGGAUGUUUGGUCAGUAAUGAACUCCAUAUCGAACUGGAGAUUUUGGAUAUUGGAAGGGUUCCUUUGUGAAUUCUGUGUAUUUCUCAGAAAUUGUUGUAGGCAAGAUAAACUGAAUGCUAGAAGCUUGAUACACAACAAUGAAGGAGAUACAAGUGUGAUAUACAAGUUGGCAGGAUAAAAUGAAAGCUCUGUGAUGAUUCUACAGUCAGCGUCCCUGGAUGGGAUGAAGGAGACUCAGAUUUGCCAUGUAAACUCAGAAGGAGGUUCGCAGAUCUCCUAGAGCUUUGACAAGUCUGUUUGUGAAAUAUGUAUGUUAUUGAUACAUUUUGCUGGAAAUUGAGGAGAUAUUCCUCAAGUGUGUGUGAUAUCCUUUUUUCACAGGAAUGUUGAAGAGUGCAAUUGAUUUUAUAUGUAUAAUAUUAAUCACAAAAUGAAAUCAACUUUGUUUUGUAUGAUGCUAUAAAUAGUAUUAUAAAUUUGUACAAAUGAUUGAUUCCAUAUCCCUUAUGCAAGUUGUGUAAACAAAAACAAUUGUUUAUCAAACAGCUUUUUUUUAUCUCCUUUAAUGUGAUUUCACAUUAAUUUUAAUGUUAGUGGUCAGACAUUGAGAUUGUUGAUGAUCUUUUUUCACAUAAAAAGACUCAGAUUAACUGAUGCUUAGUAUUAACCAAGCAUAAUAAGGUGUGAUUAGGUUUUGUGCAUGUCAUAAAUCAGUCUACAGACAUGAAUGUGUCUGUCCAAAAAUGCACCGAAAUAGGUAGAAUUAGGAGAAAUUGCACUGUACAAACUUUAAGCACUAUUAGGCAUUGGCAGUCAAACUAAUGGAAGUUUAAGAGCACAUUUAGUGGAGAAGACUGAUUUUGGACUGUACUGUAAUUGUGGACUACCUCAGGAAGUUGACAUUUUUUUGUACAAUACAUCAUAAUGGAAAUCCCAAACUUAAAGAAGUGCUGUUUUUGCCUGUAUUUAACUUUCAUCUGUAUAUAAAGUUCAUCACCUUCUCUGCGAAACAAUGGCUGCUGGGGUCAUUCUGACGAAGAUGAGGUACACGGGAGAAUGUCCUAGCUCUGCAUUCCAUGGAGGAGUGAAACGUUGCUCGGGAGGCCUCUUGAGGACGGACAUUCUUCUGUGCUUGAAAGUUGUGUGUUAGUGACGUAUGUGGCCUUUUAACGAUCUCACCAGCACUAGGCAGCAUGGCUGUUAUAUGUAAAUUAUAUGUAAAUCGUAUGUAAAUUUUCGUGUAUUAGCUUGUAAAUUUCAAGGUUUAUAAAUUAAAAUCUUGUGUACAUGUAUAUUAUUAUUUCAAAACCAAUAUUCAAUACUACUUGAGUAUGCAUAACUUACUCGCAUCAUUUCACAUUAUAGAUUUAUAUAUAUAUAUAUAUAUAUAUAUACCAUACUAGAAUAUAGCCAGUCUUCAUAUUUGCUAGGAAAAAGAAUUAUUGAUAAUAAUUAUAUACUGUAUUAGCCUUUUCUUGUACAUUUGUGAUCUUUGAUAGACUUUUGACUUGUUGAGUAAUUUAAUCAUGCCCCCUUUUAUUAAUCUUUUACAUCAUGUUUUCUAUAUAUACCAAUGUUUACUUCCCUGGUUGGUGUUUGUUUUUGCUUUUGGUUGAUAUGUGUAGAAUUUUUUGGUAGUAUGUAGUGAACAGUUUGAACACUUCUUGGUUCAACUCUAGCUUAGCAUUUUACAUCCUUUCUCACACUCUUUCUCUUCACUAUAGUUGUUGUCAUCAAAUGAACUUCUUUUUUAUCAAUGGAAAGGUAGCACCACACAGAUCUGAAGAUAAAAGUAAACAGAACUGUCCCACUCUUGGUUUGGUAAUUGGUAUAUUCUGAACUACAAUAUUUUACAUUUGUCAAAAUUUCAUAAUUACUAGAUGUCUAAUAACCAGUGUAUGUUGAUGAAGAGUAAAUCAAACUCUGAUGGUUUUUUUUUUCCUGUUUGCAUUUAUGAAAGACCUUGUAUCUAAAACUGUGUCAGUAAUUGUCCAUUUUUGGCUUGGCGUGUUUUGUCUGUGUUUGUUACUGAUCAUCAGAGAUUAUAUUGUACAGACUUUGUUUGUGGUAGUGUCAUGUCUUAUCUAUAUGGAGUAGUCUAUCUUGUUAUAUUUGUUAUCCAUAGAUUAUAUAUAGAGAUGUGUUAACAGUGGCAUACGUCUACAAAUUCAAACAUCAGAGUGUUUUCUCCGUCUCUCUCAAUCAGUACCCCCACUAUGAAAUUUAUAGACUGAUUUUUAGUUUUGUGAUUUGUGUACUCUGUUGAAAUUUAAGUUAUGCAGUUAUGAAUACAAUUUGAUUCAUGAUCAUUUUUGAACACAUAUUUAUUCCUUUUUCUGAAGAUAUAAAAUGUAGAUAUGGACAGUCUCGAAACUGUUGUGUUUUCCAGCUACGCUGUUUUAUAAUAAUGAGCUAUAGUUGUACUCAUAGCGAGUUUGUCAGAUGGAGCCUGCUGUAUUGUUUUAUUUAUAUUCUACCAUUUAUUUCUCCCAUCGCGUGUACAUUAUCUCAUUACUCUCCAUUUAGACUGGGAAGGAGAACGGGAGAUUUUCGUCAUUUCUUCUAAUUUAAUCUAUACAGCAAUAAAACAAGUUUUAUACGGGAAGAAUCACACAUGUUUUGUGCAAAUAUAGAAUUGUCAUGAA